This is a messenger RNA of Cinara cedri, 6970 nucleotides long. The record is from the annotation of a GenBank genome assembly. NCBI's taxonomy places the organism in Eukaryota, Metazoa, Arthropoda, Insecta, Hemiptera, Aphididae.
AUGGCUAAUAAACUUGAUACUAUUAAAGCAGCUGUGAAAGACGCACUAUAUGACGAAUCUAAGCCCUGGGGUAAAUUUUUCAAUUGGGCUGAAACACAAACAGGAGUCAAUAGAUUAAAUCUAUUUAUUGGUAAGAAAUACUUUACAUUUAUUUUUUAAUAAAAUGUUGUUAUUUAUUUCAUACAAAAUUACUAUAUUAUAACUACUGUUACUUAUUUGUUGAAAAUUGGAUAAUGUCGACAUUAGUUGAGUAAUGUGACAAGAGUCAAAUGUUAAUAUUAGUCAUCAUGCAUUUUUUUUAAAUCUAGGAUAAUUUUAACAUUAACCAGAUAUUUUUGUAUUUGUCAAUACAUUCUGGAUAGUAUGCAAUAACCAUAAUGUUUUUAAUAAGAAUUUCUGAUAAUUUAUGUUAUACAAUUUUAUUUUUAUAUUUAUUCUUACAAGGCAUGCUUCCAUGGCACUUAGAAUUACACAAUAUCAUUGGAGAUACACAUUUACAUCUAUUAGUGUCACAUUUAGCUUUGCAUAAACACCUUUUAUAUACUGGAUGAACUCUGCUUGAUAUCUUCUCUUUUUUGAAUAAAUCAAAAAAUUUAUUUUUUAUUAACAUGUUAGAAUUCAUAUUUAGGUACUUCAAAAAGAACAAACCUAUCUCGUCAAAAUGCAAAAACUAUAUUGUAAACAAUAUCAUGAAAAAAUUAGUUCAUCUAAGAUUAGAGUCCACUAGAAAUGUAUUAUGAUAAAAAUGAUCUAAUAUUCCUGUAGUGAUGUACACAAAUUUAGAUACUUAGGAUACGCAAUGAGCACUUAUUAAUUGUUAUACGAAACUUCUUCAUUCUUGAACUAACUGUUAACAUUUGAAUGGGACUCUGUGAUUUUUGUACUAUAUUCUCGCUCAUAAAAAUAUGCACUGAAAAUAAUACUAUUAGUAGUAAUUUUUGAUUAGUGUUGAAUAGUUUAUAUCAUGCAUAAAGAUAUACAUUAAUUAUGAUUUAUAUUAAAAUGAAUGCUUGAAUUAACAUAGUGUUAGUAAAUUUUAAUUUAAGUACAUUAAAUACCUAUUGUUACUCGCCAAUAUAACCUACCUUCACUGUUCAACGUUCAUGAUCCCUUAGGUAAAUUAUAGAUUAAAUUAAAUAACAUCAAAAUUAAUUAAUACAUUUAUUAAGUACAAAUAUGCAUUUGAUCACUUAAAAUACAAUAUUUUUUUUACAUGGCCAUCAUUUAUUAAUUAAUACGGUUAUUAUAGAAGUAAUGUAAUAAUACUUGAUACUAAAACUACUAAAUCUUGAUUUUAACUAGAGAUGUUCCUGGUACCCGGCAAUUACUCAAUUUCAUAUUUAAGACUUUACCUUUACUCAUUACCCGUCAUAAUAUUAAAUUUUUACCAGGGCCAUACUCGGUCCUAGUGUCAUACCUACAUUUUUACUCAACACAUACGGUAACAGCCUACGCUGGUAAUUUGAACAUAAAUAUUAUACAUGUACAUACAUUAUACUGUACAUAAUUAAUAUAACUGAAAAAAUCUAUAAUUCCAAAGAAAUAAAUUUAUUUUUGAUACAUUUUGGAAUAACAACCAAUUUUCAAUAGCCUGAAUCUGUUAAUCUAUAAUCUGUUUUAUACUAAAAAUUUGAUCUUUUGUUGAUCUCAUCAUCAAUUAUUAAAGGCCAUGCCUUGUCAUUGGGGCCACUCCUCUCUGUUUGAUGCUACAUUGUUGAGUGAAAUUAGGGACAUACAUCUAUUGGGUCUAAAACCACCUUUCUAAUCUUCUACUAUCUCCUCAGCUUUGUAGGCCACAUUCAAUAAAGCUAUCCCUCUGUAGUUAUUACAAAUUUAUGGAUCAUCAUUUUUAUAAAUUGGAUAUAUUAUCUAAUUCUGUAGUAGUUCUUCUAUAUGGACUAUUAAUUUAUGUAUAUUCAUAACUGUAUCUUCAUAUUUUCCCCUUGUAUUCCGUCCCCUCCUGGUAACUUCUGAUUCUUCAAUCACAUUAUUUAAAACUUUAUUUCUUGUUUUGACUGUACUUAGUAUUCACUUAGGUUGGGUUCCGUAUUUGUCCAUGAAAAGGUAUUUAUGGGGUCAUUACAAUUGAGCUGUUCAAAAUAUAUCUUUCAUUUAUCUAUAAUAUCUGAUUGAGUAGUAAUUAGUGUUUCAUUGUCACAUUUAAAAAUUAUUCAUACUUUUUAUAUCUUCCCUUUAUUUCAUUAAUUUGUUGGAAUACUUGACAUGUGUAGUGUUCCUUUUGAUUCCUUUCUGCUUCCUCUAAAAUAUUUUUUUCAAAAGGUUCUUUUUCGAUCUCUCUAGGGAUCCUGUUUUCUACCAUCUAGUUUCUUGAAUAGCCACGGUCUUAAGUCCAUAUCUCUUUACUUCUAUAUUACAAUAUGUGUUGCUCCAUUAUAAAAUAAUAUGCAAAUAUUCCAUGUACUCAAAAAAAAAUUCAAUUUCUGAUUUCCAUAUUUGUUUUCUUUAGCUUCACUAUUUUGAGGCAUUUCGUUUAGAUCCUGAACAAUGAUUAGUUGUAUUAAUUAGUAUUAUUAUUUAUUACUCUGAAAAUGUUAACAAUUAAAACUCAAAAAUACCAUCAAAUAUAAGUGACUAGAUGACUGAAUUAGUUACAAUUGUUGCCAAUGAUUAGUUUUUAGCGGGAAAACUUUCUAGGAAAAACUUUCAUGAACAAUAGUUUGUUGAUAACAGGCUCUCGUUACGUACCCUUUAUAUCUUAAUUUGUAGUGGUAUAGUACUUAUACAGAGUGAUGAUUAAAACUUUUAAAAUAGUUUGUGUACCCAAGAGUAAAUCUAUAUAGUGUUAAUAAAAACAUUUUUAAUUGUUAAAUUUAACAUUAUCCUCAGUUGUCUAGUUUAUGUUGACAUAAGCUGGAUAAUUUUUAUAUUAUGCAAUUAUAAAUUAAUAAUUAAACAUUAGAUAGUUUUCAACAAUAACUGUAGUAUAUAGAUGUUUACAUAUAUUUAUUGUAUAUGUAUUGUUAUAUUAUAGUAUGUAUGAAACAUUUAUACUAAGAGUUAUAGUCAACUUUUUGUCAUUAAAAUAGUUUAAUCCUUCUUCAUAGUAUCUGUAAUUGAUAUAUAUUUAUUUUAUAUUAUGAUUCAUUAGAUAGUUAUAUUAUCAUUUAAGUAAUGGUUCUUAAUUGAUUACCUCAAUACCCUUAUAUAUUAUAAUAUACAAUAUAAUGUAAUAUAUUAACCUGUUAAUGUAUCUACAUAUCAUUGUAUUAAAUACCUAUUUAAAAAUAUUCAUCACAUAAAUUAUAUUAUAUUUUUAGAACAUUUUUAGUUAAAACUUAACUUUCAAUUAUAAAACAUGAAAAAUUCAUAUUUUUUCAAAUUUUAACCAUUCCAUAAUGUGUGUUUAAAUAAUUGUUUAAAAUUUGUUUAGGUUUCAUUGUAUUUAUUGUAUUUUAUUUAUUAAUUGGAUAUGGAACAUUGUUAUUGAGUAACUUGAUUGGAUUUGCAUACCCGGCUUAUAAAUCAAUUAUAGCAGUCGAAUCUACUGGAACAGAAGAUGACACGAAAUGGUUAACGUAUUGGGUGGUUUUUUCACUAAUUAAUCUUGUCGAGUACCCAGCUGAAAUUAUUUUACAGUGGAUACCUUUUUAUUGUUUAAUCAAAGUAAGUUUAUUAAGAAUUACUUUACUACUGAUAAUAAAAAAUCAAAUGAACAUACUUGCUAUGAUGGGUGGACCAUUGUUGUAGGUGAGAAGGUUGGAAAGGUAGAAUUUAAUGUAUAUUUGUAAAAAAUUAAUCAUUGCUAACAGAAAAAGAUUAUGAGCGAAGUUCAUUUAUACAUGUUGUGAAAGGCUGUAAUAUUUACAAUUAGAAAAUAAUAGUUUCGUACAUUUUCCCGAUUACCUACAAUUUUUCCCAUUUAUUAUAAAAAAAAUAACCUCCCUUUAGUGCCAUCCUAGUCAGAUUUCCUUUCAGAAAAAAUGCUACACUUGAAAAUCAGUGCAAAGUUUUUGGUAGAAAAGUUGUUCACAGAUAAAAUAAAACAUUUAUGAUAUGUACAAUUUUUUGCACAAUUAGCAAAUUUGGUAAUUAAAUAUAAAUGACAAAUAGACAUAAACUUGUUGGAAGGAAAGCCAUUCUGUGAUGGGACCCUAAUUAUGAUUUUGGUUUACACACCUAGAUCAAGGAGAUCAUGGCACCAACGUCUUUUGUGGCAGCGAGGAGAGUUGACAUGAAGAGAUAAUUUGGAGUGGAAUUUUUUAUAGUGUGCUAUGAUUAGAUUUUCAACGGUAUCUUUACAAAGAUCCUUAUGAAGAGAGUGAUGCCAACGAUAUGGUGCUUGGAUAUAUUUUUUUUAAAUAGUUUGGCACCAUAAGCCCAGACGGGUCUAAUCAUGGAUUUGUAUAUCAGAAGCUUGUUUUUUUUUGCGGAAGAUUAGAAUUAAGUAUUGGCCACAAGGAAUGCAGUCUUGUAUUUAAUUACUUUAUUUUUGCUUUAAGGUGGGAUCCCCAGGUAAAUCUUUUGUUUAAAACCAUACCAAGAUAUCUAAUACUUGUUUGUGAUGGAAUAGGAAUUCUUUGGAAUAUUAGAGGUAGUAAAUUUUUUUUAUUAGGGUGAAAGGAACAAGAGCAGAACUCAGCUUUAAUUUUUAUUUUCAAUCUUUGUAACCAAUUUGAGAAUCUAAAAUUAGAUUUUUAACUAAAAUAUUUUUACAAUCUAAGCUAUUUUAUAAAUUGUACUCAAUUUUUUUUUAAAUUUUAAAUACUAUUUUAUAGAGCAUAUUGAUUUUAAUAUGAUGUGUGUUUUUGUAUUUUUCUAUAGCUCCAAAUUGUUUUUCGUUAUCAUUGGUUUUUUGUUGAUUACAUUGGUUACAAGUAUACAUUUAAUGACUUUAUGUAUCCCACCUUCCCCACUACCAUCUAUAACAAUGGCCACACCCAUCCCAGUAUUAGCUCUUUUUUGAUUUUAAAUUAAAGAUAUUCUGUAGAAAAAAGUUAUUACAUUUGCCCUGUUGUAUAUAUUAUAUAUGUUAGUGGAAAUGUAGGGUUUGAGGAAAUAAUGUCAUUGUCAGUACAUGUUAUUAAUUCCUAUGGAUAGUAGGCAAUGAUACAUAAUACUCAGUAAAAUUACAUGAAUAGGAUAAAUAUAUAAGACGAUUCACUAAGCGUGCUCAUUCCAUUUUUUUUUUUUGUUAAAUUUGUUGAAUUUUUAAGUGUAGUUAAAGCCGAUAAUUUCGAAUACUUAGAUUUUACACAACAUUUAUGGAGUAUCAUGUAAUUAUAUCAACUUUGGUUUUUCAAAUGAGAACCUAUAUAUUAAGAAUUCUAUAAAUGUACGGAGUAUUGCUAAAAAAUUUAAUUUUACCCGUUUUCGAGAUUCCACUUUUUAGUUUAGGUAGUGUAAGAGUAGUGAUUUAUGUGAAAGCACGGCAUGUGAAGUUUUAUUAGUGCUCUACUACUCUCCCCCUACCUAAACUUAAAAGUGGAAUAUCUUGUUAACAAGUAGAUGGAAACCAAAAUUUACUUAAACUAAUACUCCGUUUAUUUACGGAAUUUUGAAUGUAUGUUUUCAUUUGAAAAAACAAAGUUGGUAUCACCGCAGGAUAUUCUUUGAAUGUUAUGAAAAAUCUAAAUAUUCGGAAAUAUCAGUUUUAACUACACUUAAAAAUUCCAAAAAUCAGAAUUUGAAUUUUUGAAAAAUUUAACUAAAAAAAUUUGGUGAGCACGCUUAAUGAAUUACCCUAUAUAAUUUGUAAAACAAAUAUUGUACCUUACAUUUCCUACCAAAUAUUAUUGAAAUCAAGUAUAUUUUAUUUUCAUUAAUCAAUGAAAUGUUAAUUAUAGUUUUUUAAAUAUUGAACUAUUAGAUAUUUUUUUUUUUUACCAAUUGGUCCUAUGCCUAAAUGAGUUGGAAAGUGAUGUCUGAUAACAUCGACUUUAUUUUUAUGACGACACCCUAAUUUAGAUUCAUAAAAAUGACAACACACUUAAAACAAUUAAAGAAAUUAAAAUGUUCACACAACGUUCAUGGUAAUUAUGACUAAGAACAUGCUUAUUUACGUACAAAUAAACAACUUUUUUAGCGACACGGGUUGAGAACCACUGUAAUAAAGUAUAGAACUUACAACAAAAGCUUUAUUUGUUUUAAAAAAAUAUAGAAUUUACACUGUAGUGUGGAUUUGACACUUACACAUUUGAUGAUAUAUCUGGUGUGAGUAAUGUAUUUUUUGUUAAAAAUUUAGUAAAAAGUGUAAAUUCUAUUAAACAAAUUGUACAAUUUUGGUUAAAAUGUACAUAGCUAAUUCCUUGACAAUGAUAUAAUUUCCUUACUGUAUUAGGAAUUACCACCAUUUCCUAAACUGUCAACAUUUCUGGUAACAUACUUACAAAACUAAACACUGCAGUAUAUCUAACUUAAAAAUAUAUAAUUCUAACAUUUUAUUUUCAGACCCUAUUUUUUGUGUGGUGUUUUAUUCCAAUUCAUAACAACGGUUCUGUAGUUAUUUACAAUAAAUUUGUACGUCCUUAUUUUUUAAAACAUCAAGAAGGCAUUGAAAAAACAGUAAAUGACUUGUCUAAGAAAGGUAAAUAUAGUUUUAAUCUAUUAAAAACAUAAAAAAACAAUAGCAUUAAUUUUUUUUUUUUUUAAAUGUAUAUAUAAUUUAUUGGAAAAUUAAGUUGCUAAGCUGAUUUAUUUUUAGUUAUUCUAUAUAAGUUUUAAUUGGUGUUUAUACUUUAUUUAUUAGAUUAGUUUCUAUGAAAAUAUUAAUUAAGCUCUUUAAAUUUUGAAUUUUGAUAUGCAUAAUGUAUAAUAUAUAUUCUCAUGUUUUUAUUAAUCAUCAAUAUUUAGUAUAAUUAUUUAAAUACUAUUUUAAAUUAAAUGUAAUCCGCUAUUGUUUGUAAUGUCAUGCUAUAAUAAACAACUACCUAUUAUAAUUUAUAUAUUUUAAAAUUUUGUUACAGCUACUGAAGUUGCAUUUGAGAAACUAGUUGCAGAAAAAGCCAAGUAA